Molecule: messenger RNA, 3844 nt
Organism: Haliotis rufescens (red abalone)
Lineage: Eukaryota; Metazoa; Mollusca; Gastropoda; Lepetellida; Haliotidae
Product: tryptophan 5-hydroxylase 1-like
Exons: 12
Coding region: 323-1882 (519 amino acids)
Biological process (GO): serotonin biosynthetic process; aromatic amino acid metabolic process
Cellular component (GO): neuron projection
Molecular function (GO): tryptophan 5-monooxygenase activity; iron ion binding
Source: RefSeq, a predicted model, not a curated record
UAUUGAAUGGCAAUCUGAGGGAGCAGCCCCUUGUUGUAACGUUGGGAACAAAACGCUGACGAGCAGCUCAUAGCAUUGACGUCACACGCCACCCCCUGGCGUGUUCACAGUCUUGCAGAAAUUAUAAUUUCAUGAAAGGUGUAUAAAUACAUAGCACAGCGUCGCUAAUUAUAUUAGCACUCUCGCGGUAGUUUGGUGGUGUUUAUAAGCUACAGGUAGCCAACAAAGGUUACCUGCUUCUUUUUACCUGUGAGCUCUCAGUCCAACCGCAACCACGGGGAAUUGUGUGGAAAUCUGCAAAGUGGCUCUGAAGAGGACCCCUAUGUUAGGGCCGCGCCCAAUGGACAUACGAAAACCGCCGCCCCUCACCCACUACCACGAGGAGAGGGACUUUCCGCCUGAGAAAAGGGAUUUAUGCAAAAGUGAACUGUAUAGAAAAAGACGAUGUCAAAAUAUAAUCCCUCCCUCCGACAGCCAGAUACGAGCUCUCGAGGACAGUCUCCGCAAUCUUGAUGGCAUCAGUAGCCCUUCAGGUAUCGGCACGACCACUUCCGUUGUAUUUUCUCUGCGCAACCAAAUCGGACAUCUAGCAAGCGCCCUCCGAAUAUUCCAGGAGAACAAUAUCAACGUGGUGCACAUCGAGUCCCGGAAGUCGCGGCGCGCAGACGCAGAGUACGACAUCUACGUGGACCUGGAGACGGACACGAUCCGACUGGAGGAACUGGUAAACCGUCUCAAGAGGGAGGUGGCCAACAUCACCUUCAACGAGCUCAACAUCCCCAUGUCGCCCCCACCCAACGCCACGGCACCGUGUGAUAUGGAUCAGGUGCCAUGGUUUCCCCGGGCAAUCGGCGACCUGGACAUGUGCGCUCACCGGGUGCUGAUGUACGGGCUGGAGCUUGAUGCCGACCAUCCGGGAUUCAAAGAUGAAGUGUAUCGGAAGAGAAGAAUCCUUUUCGCCGAACUCGCGAUGCAAUACAGCCAUGGCAACCCCAUCCCAAGAGUGGACUAUACAGACGAGGAGAUCCAGACAUGGGGAACUGUGUUCUCGGAGCUGAUGAAGUUGUACCCCACCCACGCCUGCCGGGAGUACCUCAGCAACAUCCCUCUUCUCGUGGAGCAUUGUGGGUACCGAGAGGACAACGUGCCACAACUCGCAGACGUGUCCAGAUUUCUCAAAGCACGGACAGGCUUCCAGCUUCGACCAGUGGCUGGCUAUCUCUCGUCACGUGACUUCCUGGCUGGCCUGGCGUUCCGUAUGUUCCACUGCACCCAGUACAUCCGCCAUAGCUCCGACCCCUUCUACACGCCAGAACCGGACUGUUGCCACGAGCUGAUGGGCCACAUGCCCCUCCUGGCUGACCCCAGUUUCGCCCAGUUCUCCCAGGAGAUCGGACUCGCCUCCCUCGGGGCAUCAGAUGAGGAGGUGUCCAAACUAGCAACAUGCUACUUCUUCACUAUCGAGUUCGGUCUAUGCAAACAGGACGGCGAGCUGAGGGCGUACGGAGCUGGACUGUUGUCCUCCAUAGGCGAGCUGAGGCACGCUUUGACGGACAAGGCGGAGAAGAUCGCCUUCGAGCCAGUGCGGACCAGCACCCAGGAGUGCCUCAUCACCACCUUCCAAGAUGUCUACUUCUACACCGACAGCUUCGAGGAGGCCAAGGAGAGGAUGAGGCAGUUCGCCAGCACCAUCAAAAGGCCCUUCGCCGUGCGUUACAAUCCAUACACACACAGCGUCGACGUCCUCAACAGUACUCGCUGCAUCGCAACCGUAGUGAGCGAGCUGAAGGGAGAUCUGUGCAUCGUCAGCGACGCCCUCCGACGUCUGCAGAUACUGGAGAAACUUAAACAGGAGGAAGAGAGGAAGGAAACAGAAAUCUGAAGACGGGGAGAGGAAGGGCUGGGGGACAGUAUUUAUUUAGGUAGUUAGGAGAGGAGAGGAAGAGGUUGUGGGAGGGGGAACUGUAUUUAUUUGAGGGUGAUGACAUAGGGAGAAGAUUAGAUGAAGAUGGAAGUACGAACAUUCGUGAGAGGAAGAAGGCGUAUAUAUUGUGUGUUAUUGUUCAGACUGACAGAUUAACUGGGCUUUUAUGACCGCUUCAAGCUAAUGCUUAGUUCCCACUCGGAGCUGAUAUUGUGGUUGGGCGAUGGGAGUGGAGGCAUGAAAAUUCAUGAGAGGAAGUAGGCGUGUUAAUUAUUUGAUUGGUUGGUCGAUUAACCAUUGCUUUUACGAGCGCUUCCAGCUAACGCUUAGUUCCGCUCGGGGCGGAGUUGAUACCGUUUGAGGAAGCUGACGGGUUGGUACAUGCUGUAGAAACAAAAUGGGCGGGAGUUGUUCUUGAGUGAGAGAAAUAAAAGCUGUUCUCCAACAGCAUAAUGGACUAUUUUUAGAAUGAUGUCAGGUUGGAUGUUUGAAAUAAGGUGUAUUUGUUACAUAGUAAAGGUUGGUAUUCGGUGAAAUGUGUGGAAUGUUAUAUUGAUGUAUUUAUUAUAUUGUUGAAGCUUCGAAGUAACGGAUUUGGGUGAGGCGGAGAGAAACGGGUAUGAUUCGGAGAUCCUCGGUCCCACGUGAUAUUAGUAACGGUUAUCAUAAGACUGUUUGUAUAGAAGCACGUGGGAUACCGAUUUCACGUGAUAUGUUUUCGGAUGGUGGCAUGCAUGCUCUAAGCGGGCUAUUGCAAACCGUGUAAACCUAGUGACUUGCUUGGAUCACUGAGAGAUAUGUCAGAAUACAGAGGGACAGUAAGGCCACGAACAGUUUAGAAUGAUUGUUGGUCUUCCCAUUUCGACUCCUGUCAUCUUAAGGAUUUUCUAGGGUAAAUGGUCCGCUUUAAAUAUUAAUUCUAUGAAUAUCAAGAGAGCCUGCAUUUUACCAGAGACGUUGGCGCUUGCUAAUGAGUUUUCUUCCUAAUUAGAAGAAAAUUGUUAUUUUUGAAAAUCAACUUUGGAUGAGAAGCAUUUCUUCUUAGUAUAAUGCGAACAAAACCAUUUAUAACAAUGUCUAGGGGUAUGGCCGAUUAUUCCCUCUGCCGACUUCAUGGUGUCCAGCGAUGACACAAAAAAAUAAUUCUCUUUUUUUUGAAGCCAUAUAGUCAAAUAUUAGUAACAAAAAAUAUAUAGCUUUUCAAACAUACUUUUCAAGCGAUAUUUUAAAGUGUGACAAAGAAAAUAGGAAAACAAAACUAAUUGUGGUACUGACAUGUAAAAUAAUUACGUUUAUUUACCUCAUUCAAAACGAAUUUCCCAUGCGAAGAGGGAAAAACUGUUUUAAAAUUUGAAUUUUGAGGAAAGUUUAAUAAAAUUAAACCAAGUACUAUUUCUGCUGCCAAUACUACAUGUAGCAUAGAUGACAUAUAUAUGCUUUAUAUUUGUAGAUUGUGUGUUCAAAUGUAUCCUGUACAAAUACAAAUACUGAGUUUAUAUUAAACACCCAGUGUUUGUUGUCGGGAGCGUUGUUGCACGAGGAUACUUGACAGGUGCUACAGGUAUCGGUAUACAGGCAAGCUUAGAUUACAGGUAUUGUAGUGUCAUAGAGUUCGGUGUUAUAUUUUAAACGUGUGUACAUUUGUAAAAAUGAUUACUCAAGAAGGGUAUUAUUAUGUUAAAUACGGCGAAUCCCCUUUACCCGGACGGUUUCGUUGAUAGUGAAAUAACCCCGACUAACAAUAUCCGGAUAAACGAGUCAUGGUAUUCACUUGAGUCAUAAAGAGACGUCAUCAUAUUAUUGGCCGGAUGUAGAUGUUUCCGGGGUCAAGCGGUUCCACUGCGUAUGGGAUUAGAAUUAGAUAUCAAGUAGAUACAGUGUUAUACAUUAGUUUCAAAAGUAAUAAAAUACCAGAUAUUC